Prunus dulcis (almond) is the source of this 2087-nucleotide messenger RNA. RefSeq lists its product as uncharacterized. Lineage: Eukaryota; Viridiplantae; Streptophyta; Magnoliopsida; Rosales; Rosaceae. The transcript is spliced from 2 exons. Bases 582 to 1985 code for a protein of 467 amino acids. Gene Ontology annotation, molecular function: methyltransferase activity. The record is from RefSeq and is a predicted model, not a curated record.
UUGACCCGACCCACCACCAUCCAACUUUCUAAUUUUUGGUCGAAUUUCACCAUCCGACUGGUCACCGCCGUGAUUUGAGCUUCAUUGUGAGAAAGUCAACGCCUUAAAAAAUACUAAACAAAAACUUGUGCAAAAGAUUGAUUAUUUAAUUGCAUAAUAUUGAUUUUCCAUCUGGAGAUUCGUACUUCAGAGCCCGUUGAGUAAGAAAUGUGCUACUUAUUGAAUUAAAUAAUAAAAAAAUGAUGGAUUUUUUCAACUUUGAGUAAGUUGGUAAGCUUAAGAAUACGAAUUUACAGCCCUGGAAGCUCAAGCGGGAAGUGCAUGAGAGAGAGAGAGUUCGGAGUAUUUUUGAAGCAUUACUGCGAGAUUCAAUCUUUCAUUUAUUUAUUUAUCUGGGUUCUUUGUGGGAGAGAGUUUGGAAUAUAUAUAAUGUUAAGUUUGUGCAAAGGAAGAUCGAUUUGGCUUCAGUUUGAUGCAUUUUCCUGGAGCUUCUUCUUUAUCCGGGUUGAUGAACUGAGAAAAGAAAGGAUCAGAUUGGUGUUUGGUUAGAAGGAAAGCUGAAGUGUUGUAUUUUAGUAAGGAUGGGGAGGUCAUGCCAUCCCAAAUGUAGGCUGGGUAGAUUAAUGAGUUGGCUUCAGAUUGUAUUGGGAGGCCUUGUUAUAAUUUUCAGCAUAUGUAGUCUCUUCAAGUUCUACUCUGCAGGGUUUUUCUUGCACAAUGAGGACAUAUGCCGACAAUUUUAUGGCGUCAGGGAGGCAUACGAAGGGUUCGACCUAAAAGCUUUGUCUGAUCGAGUAGGGGAAGUGCUAAAUAGACUGGAAAGCUUACAAGAAAAGCUUGAAUCAGCUGUGCAGCAAAUGGAGAAGAACAAAGUGGACUUGCAUACAACUAAUAUUACAAAAUUGGAGUACAAGAAGUAUCUGGAGGAGGAAGUAAUCAGGCCUCUUUAUAGUGCUCACAUUUCUCUGAGACUGAUUAGGUUACCUAAGCCCGAAGGUAUUAGAAACUCUACGAUGAAGGAGGAGCCUUUGAUUAACACUUUUGUGACUGAAGAGAUAAGGAAGUAUAUAACACCAAAGCAGAGUAGAUUUGGAAAGAUUACUAUAUAUGGUACAGAGAGGAUAUCCAAUACAAUUGGACAUGCCUGUGUGUUAUACAAGAAAGAGCUGGAAGAGUACAUGAGCUAUGACAUUGGGUCUUAUUGUAAAGACGAUUGGAACUUAGCACAGAAGCUGAUGCUUAACGGUUGUGAUCCUUUGCCCCGAAGGAGGUGCUUGACAAGGGCCUCCAUGGUUUACCAGAAGCCUUACCCAAUCAAUGAGUCUCUGUGGAGAUUGCCAGAUGAUAGAAAUGUGAGGUGGAGCAAAUAUCUGUGCAGGAACUUUAAGUGCUUGAUGGGCAAUAACAGUAGGGGUUAUUCUAAGUGUGUCGGGUGUUUUGAAAUGGAGAAGGAAAAACUUAAAUGGGUUACAAACAGCUCCCUUCCCAUUGAUUUUCUGAUCAAUGAUGUGUUGGCUAUUAAGCUGGGGGAGAUAAGGAUUGGUCUUGACUUUGGUAUUGGUACAGGAACCUUUGCUGCAAGGAUGAGGGAACAUAAUGUUACAAUAGUCUCUACUGCUCUUAACCUUGGAGCUCCUUUCAAUGAGAUGAUUGCACUGAGAGGUUUGAUCCCAUUGCACCUAACAUUGAAUCAACGGCUGCCAUUCUUUGAUAACAUAAUGGACAUGAUUCAUACCGGUGGGUUUUUGGAUGGCUGGAUUGACCUGCAAUUGCUGGAUUUUAUCCUGUUCGAUUGGGAUCGAAUUCUGAGGCCGGGCGGGUUGUUAUGGAUUGACCGGUUCUUCUGUCAAAGAAAGGAUUUGGAUGUCUUCAUGUACAUGUUUCUGCAGCUGAGAUACAAGAAGCACAAGUGGGCUAUUUCUCCUAAAUCAAAGGACGAGGUCUACUUUUCUGCACUGUUGGAGAAACCUCCAAGAGCAAUAUGAUCAUAUUGUAUGAAACUUUCUUCUUCUUGGGUCACACUUACCUAUAGUUUACUAACAUACAUGUUUGGAAGGCCCCAAAGCCACCAAUCAUAUUUGGUGGUA